CGAAGAGAAGAGAGUACGUGUAAAGAAUGCAAUCGGACGAUUCCGGAUUUCCCGAAACCAGGAAUUUUAUUCAGAGACAUCUUUCCUCUAUUUCGGGAUCCAAGCAUUCUGAGUGACCUGCUUGAUCUUCUUGUACAUCAUGUUCAACAAAACUUCAAAGAUAAAGUUGAUGUUGUUGUAGGUCUUGAAGCGAGGGGCUUUCUGUUUGGUCCUAUGUUGGCGCUGAGACUAGGAUGUGGUUUUGCACCAAUCCGCAAGAAAGGCAAGCUACCUGGUGAAUGUAUCCAGGUGUCCUAUACACUGGAGUACGGCACAGAUGUAUUUGAGAUGCAGAAGGGCGCUAUCACGGCUGGCCAGAAGAUCCUUAUUGUUGACGAUCUCAUAGCAACAGGAGGCACCAUGAUGGCUGCCUGCCAGCUGGUGAAGAACAUGGAAGCGAAAGUACUGGAGUGUCUGGUCAUCAUCGAACUGACAGACCUCAAAGGAAAGGAGAAACUCACCGACCCGUUCCACACCCUUAUAGAUUUCGAAGGAGAAUGAGACGGAUACCUGCAAUAGACUUUCACAACUGGGCAUCUCUAUGGCCCUAUGUACCAUUGGACCAGGGGAUCAUAGGACCUGGAGGAUUUUUUUUUUUUUUGGGGGGGGGGGGGGGGGGGAGGGAGGGGGUUGGGAGGAUUGGGGCAUUUUUUUUUUGUUCCAUUGGUUUUAUUUCCCAGUUGGAUUGUAAGGUUUAGGUUAAGAGGUAGGGAUAAACAAGGGUAGGUUUAGUAUUGCGGAUAUUCCGAGGUUAGAUGAAUAUUUUGUCAGAUCAAUGGGAACCAACAGAAAAUAUUGCGUCAGGGGCACCUCUAUGGUCCUACUUAUACCAUUGGUCCUACCUCUCGAUAGACCUUGCCCUGUAUCCUAAUGAAUGAUAAGACCAAUCGUCUAUAGGACCAAUUCAUUGUAUUUAGAACUGCUCAGACAUUUGACCAUUAUUUUGUGAUAGGACCAAUGGGUUGUAGAACCAAUGAUACAUCACAAUAAUAUAUGUAUAUAUAUAUAUAUAUAUAUAUAGAGCCUUGGCGAUAUGUAAUAUUGACAAAGAGUUUUCAGUCAUACAGAACUUCCAUUCCAUACAGGGCUUCCAUAUAUCAUUAUUUUUCUUUCAUUAUCUUUGGUGUUUGUUCUUGUUUGUAACUGGAAUAGAAUGUUAUUUGCACAUCCGGAGGUGCUAUGGUCUAGUGGAUAUGUCACUGGACUGUAGGUCACAAGGUUUACUUUCCUAACGUGAUGUCAUUUGGCAAGACAUCAAUCUACAUUUGCCACACUAUUCGACCCAGGUCUAGUAAGUGUUCCCCCGUCAGGAUAUAUUCCUCAAAUGUACUGAGCACUUCAGUUGCUUGAGUUUAAUUGGAGAUAUAAUAUUCAAAGUUGUUUUGAAGCGCAUAAAGACAGUUGAAUUAUAUUAUGAUAUGUGCUUUACAAGAAAAUAUAAUGAUAUUAUUAUUAUUCCAUUAAAUGUAUUGAUCCCAAGACAUCAUGUUCCAAAACAUAAAUAAAUCUAAAAAAUUAAUAUA
Strongylocentrotus purpuratus (purple sea urchin) is the source of this 1562-nucleotide messenger RNA. RefSeq names its product adenine phosphoribosyltransferase (gene aprt). Gene Ontology annotation, molecular function: adenine phosphoribosyltransferase activity; adenine binding; AMP binding. The transcript has 5 exons. The record is from RefSeq and is a predicted model, not a curated record. Gene Ontology annotation, cellular component: cytoplasm. Gene Ontology annotation, biological process: AMP salvage; adenine salvage. NCBI's taxonomy places the organism in Eukaryota, Metazoa, Echinodermata, Echinoidea, Camarodonta, Strongylocentrotidae. The annotation marks the transcript as partial.